This is a messenger RNA of Trematomus bernacchii (emerald rockcod), 2253 nucleotides long. RefSeq names its product solute carrier family 23 member 1-like. NCBI's taxonomy places the organism in Eukaryota, Metazoa, Chordata, Actinopteri, Perciformes, Nototheniidae. Gene Ontology annotation, biological process: transmembrane transport. The record is from RefSeq and is a predicted model, not a curated record. Gene Ontology annotation, cellular component: membrane. Gene Ontology annotation, molecular function: transmembrane transporter activity.
CAGGAAAUGAGUCCCUGAUGUUGUUCCUGGUUGUUACUUCCACAGUUGUCCUUUUUUUUACCAAUUCCUCCACCUCAGGAAGCCAAAACUACAUUUUGAUCUUAUAGUGGACUUGCAAUGGCUUCAGGGAAGGAAAGUAAUGGACUCAACACUAUUGCAUUUGAUAUGGAUGGGGAUCAUCAAAGAGGAGAGGAGGGAAAGACAUGCGGCAGCAGCUGUGUAACAGAGGAAGACAGAAAUAAACCCACCUAUUGUGUGACUGAUGUUCCUCCCUGGUACCUUUGUAUUUUUCUGGCAAUGCAGCAUUACCUGACAGCCUUUGGGGGGAUCACCGCCAUCCCCCUCAUUCUCUCUGAGGGACUGUGUCUGCAGCACGACAGCCUGACCCAGAGUCAGCUCAUUAACACCAUCUUCUUCACCUCUGGCCUGGUCACUGUGCUGCAGGUCACCUUUGGUGUCAGGCUUCCCAUACUACAGGGGGGCACCUUUAGUCUGGUGACCCCUGCCAUGGCCAUGUUGUCCCUACCAGAAUGGAAGUGCCCAGCUUGGACCCAGAACGCCACACUGGUCAACACUUCCUCACCUGUUUUCAUAGAAGUUUGGCAGACCCGCCUGAGAACACUGCAGGGCUCUAUUAUGGUGGCCUCUCUUCUGCAGAUCCUGGUUGGUUUCUCGGGCCUCAUUGGCCUCCUCAUGCGCUUCAUUGGCCCGCUAACCAUUGCACCCACUGUCGCUCUCAUCGGCCUGUCACUGUUCGAUUCAGUUGGACAGAAGGCUGGCAGCCACUGGGCAUCUCUGCUAUGUACGACCACAGUGCUGAUCAUCCUGUUCUCCCAGUACCUCCGUCGUGUACCAGUCCUUGUUCCUGCAUAUAGCAAAGCCAAGAAACUGCACACCUCAAAGUUCUAUAUCUUCCAGAUAAUGCCUAUCCUGCUGGGGAUUGGGGUCUCAUGGUUAGUCUGCUACCUCCUCACCAUAUUUGAUGUCCUACCAUCUGAUCCAACCCAAUAUGGCCACCUGGCCCGCACUGACGCUAAGGGAGAUGUGGUGAACGAGGCUUCCUGGUUCACAUUACCUUACCCUGGUCAGUGGGGCAUGCCAGCUGUGAGCCUGGCAGGUGUCUUUGGCAUGAUGGCUGGAAUAAUAUGCUCCAUGGCAGAAUCUGUGAGCGACUAUUACGCCUGUGCCAGGUUGUCAGGCGCCCCCCCUCCCCCCUCGCACGCCAUCAACAGGGGUAUUGGUGUUGAGGGGCUGGGCAGUUUGUUGGCAGGGGCCUUUGGCACAGGCAACGGCACUACGUCAUUUAGUGAGAAUGUGGCUGCCCUUGGUAUCACGAAGGUGGGGAGCCGAAUGGUUAUUCUUCUGAGUGGAUUUUUCAUGAUUUUGAUCGGGAUGCUGGGCAAAGUUGGGGCCAUCUUCGCCACCAUCCCCACCCCUGUAAUGGGAGGCAUGCUUCUGAUCAUGUUUGGAGUCAUAACUGCAGCAGGAGUUUCAAAUCUGCAGUCCACAGACAUGAACUCCUCCAGGAAUAUAUUUAUUUUUGGUUUCUCCAUUAUGUCUGCACUCGUCAUUCCGAACUGGAUAAUGAAGAAUCCUGGUUUCUUAGAUACCGGUGUUAAAGAGGUAGAUCAAGUGCUGCAGAUAUUAUUGACCACAAAUAUGUUUGUGGGAGGGUUUCUUGGCUUCUUCCUUGAUAACACAAUUCCAGGGACCAAACGUGAGCGUGGCCUCUUAGCCCGGGAUAAAGUACAUCUGGAGGACUCUAGCUGCACCUUGGGAACUGAAGAGGUGUAUGACCUUCCGUUUGGCAUAGCCUCUUGCUUGUCAUCCCAAUCUUGGGUCCGUUACAUCCCUUUCUGCCCAUGGAAGGAUAGCAGAUCUGAGAAACAGUCGGAGGAAAACAAUAUGCCACAAGGCCGGGGGAAAGAGCACCUGCAAAACGGCACGGAGGUGUUUGAUGAAUGUGCUCUAUAAACUGUGAUAUAGAGGUGGUGUCAUAAAGUGAAAUAAUAAAAAUUUUAUCUUUUUACAUCACACAAGGGUCAAAUAAAUAUUGUUUUGAGGAUCUUUGCCUACUGAUGACUGGUCAAACAGGAGAUUACAAUAAAGUUUACUUUCCUACAUGAAUCAGAACUGCCAGCAGUAGAUUUAUUUUUGAUGCAUCAUUCAUGUUUUAACCCUUCAAUUAUGACUAUGCAAAAAAAGGAAGUGUGAACUGAAGCUUCCACAUUCUGUCAACACCAAAUAAAGAAA